This is a messenger RNA of Metopolophium dirhodum (rose-grain aphid), 1648 nucleotides long. Its product is annotated as transcription intermediary factor 1-alpha-like. Lineage: Eukaryota; Metazoa; Arthropoda; Insecta; Hemiptera; Aphididae. Gene Ontology annotation, biological process: regulation of transcription by RNA polymerase II. Gene Ontology annotation, cellular component: nucleus. The record is from RefSeq and is a predicted model, not a curated record. The transcript is spliced from 12 exons. The coding region runs from base 41 to 1648 and encodes 535 amino acids. Gene Ontology annotation, molecular function: protein binding; DNA-binding transcription factor activity, RNA polymerase II-specific; zinc ion binding.
UACCGAUAUUUGGUCAGUAGGAAAAUGUGUUAUUUGUAAUAUGCAGUUAACUGGUGAUCCAAAAAUGUUAAGUUGCUUGCAUUUCGUUUGUAAAGAUUGCAUAGGAAAGGAAAACUCUGUUUCAGGAGUGGAAUGCAAAUGUCUAACAGUCACAAAAGGCAAACUGAUUGACUAUCCUAUUGAAUCAUCAAAUAUAAGUAUCAACAAAGACCAUAACCCAAAUGCAAUUAUGACUUAUCCAAUGUUGGAAGAAUUUCCUGUGUGCCCUUGUUGUACAGAUACGUAUGCAGAUGUUUACUGUAUUGAAUGUUCAAUUUUGUUGUGUCAAUUUUGUCAUUUACAUUCCCAUCAUAAUCAUAACUACAAAGUUCUUGAAAAGUUUCGGAAAGAAAUUAAUUCAAAUAUGUUACUAGAGAAAUUCAAACUAGAAUCGAAUAACAAGAACCUAGACUUGUCUUUAAAAGAAACAGAAAACCAAAUUCGAAAUCUGGAAAUUAAAAAUAGAGCUAUCCAUGAAGAAAUUGAUAAAGAAACAGAAAUGUUACAUGAAGAAAUAAAUAGGCGCGCAUUAGAAAUAAAAUAUUUAGUUGACAAUUGCCUUUUAGAUACAAUUGGUGAAACUUAUAAGAAUAAGCAUACACUUAAGAAUUUGCAAAACAAAAAUAAAUAUUAUAUUGAAAUAGCAAAAUCUGUUUUGAGUCACAAUAAUCAAUCUGACAUUUUUAAUGUUUCGAGACUUGUUUUGACUCAGCUAGAAAAUGUUAACAAUAUUGCCAUAAAUAUAACUGAGGUGACGUCAAAGUUAGAAGUUGAUUUGCAAAAUAAUUUUUAUGAAACUAUGGACAAUUGCAUUUCGACUAUCAAAGAAAUUGGGAAUAUCAUUGCUUCACCAGUUUUCAGUUUAUCAAAAACUAACACCAUAAACACAUCGAGCAAUGUUGGCCAAACUACUGUAAAUCUGCAGACACAGUCCGUACAUCCAAAGUCAAAAUUUCCAUUUCAGUCAUUAGAGGAAGACGAAGUUAAUACUAGUGGUUAUUUCAAUAUGGACACUGAAAAUGUAGACAGUGAACCAUUUAAUUACGUAGAAUGUUCUUGCUGUCGUCAAUUAGCUGAACAAUUAGUUAAAUGCGUUAAUUGUAAAAGGAGCUAUCAUAAUCAUUGCCAUAUGCCUUUGAUUCCCGAGAAUGUUAUUCAUGAACGUACUCCAUUCUCAUUCUGGAGAUGUACAAUGUGUGAAUAUCCUAAAAUGUUUUCCAAGGUUCUGGAAGAUCUGAAAUCAACCACUUAUAGUGUAUCAAUUGGUGAACCCGGACGUAAAAUUAUUGAGCGUAUAUUAAUGGAACUGUUCUGUCAAAAUGGUGAUAGUGUUAAUUUUAGAGACUGCCCCAAUAAAAGAAUCUGUCCAUCGUAUUACGAAAAGAUUUCUAAUCCAAUAACAUUGAAUAUUAUUAAGAAUCAUUUAGAAACGAAUACAUACUAUACAACACUUGGUCACAUAAUCAAUGAUUUAAAACAAGUAUUUUUGAAUGCAUUGAUGUUUUAUCAUCCAAGUGAUGGAUAUUAUGAUUCAGCCUGUAGGCUUUUAACUUCUUUAAAUACAAUGAUCGACAGUUGGAUACCAGAACUAAAUACUAAAAGAAAAUGA